AUGCUCGAAAUCCUGCAUUAUAAAUUAAUUUUUCAACCUUGGUCAAGUCCCUUUUUAAGGCACUUCUUUUUUCAUCUGCUUUUCUACAAUUUCCUUCUAAAGGCUGUUGCGGAUGUUGAGGCGGGCGCGGGCCAAUCCACUACCUCAGAUUCUGAAUGGUCAAUUAACGAGGACGUUGAAAUUGGCUGGUGGAAUCGGCAAAGACGGCGUCGAACCCGUCGGCAAACGGCUGCUGCUGCAGCGACUGCUUCUGGUGCUAUUUAUAUUGAUGGGAUAGAAGGGGAUAGAGAAGCGGGCAUAGAGUCGCCUCAUUAUCUUAAUCAGGAAAUUAUAACUGAGGGG
This is a messenger RNA of Protopolystoma xenopodis, 342 nucleotides long. NCBI's taxonomy places the organism in Eukaryota, Metazoa, Platyhelminthes, Monogenea, Polystomatidea, Polystomatidae. The record is from the annotation of a GenBank genome assembly.